AUGGUUUGGGCUGCUGAGCACGGGCAAAUACAAACAGCUGAGAAGUUGAUCUUGGAAGGGAUUGACGUAAAAUCUAUGAACUGUUUUGGUUUAAGGCCUCUUAACUGUGCAGCUUACAGUGGACAAAAGGAAUUUGUUGCAUUUUUACUUGCAAAUGGGGCUGAUCCUGAACAAAAGGGCUUGUUUGGACGCACCCCACUGCAUGAGGCAGCACGCAGUGGCUAUGAAGAGGUGGUCCGGCUUUUCUUAGCGGAAGGGGUUGACCUGGAACCUACAGAUUCAGAUGGCCGAACCCCCUUGCAUGCCGCGGCAUGCCACGGCCACGACGCGGUGACUAGCAUCUUGCUUGAGAAUUGUGUUCAUCUGAAAUUGAUGGAUUCCAAGGAUCUACUGGGUUACACACCAUUAUUGUAUGCAGCAAAGGGAGGAUAUGAAGCAGUGGUCAUGCAAUUGAUUGCGAAAGGAGCCCGGCUGAUCUAG
Penicillium soppii is the source of this 480-nucleotide messenger RNA. RefSeq names its product ankyrin repeat domain-containing protein. The record is from RefSeq and is a predicted model, not a curated record. The transcript has a single exon. Lineage: Eukaryota; Fungi; Ascomycota; Eurotiomycetes; Eurotiales; Aspergillaceae. Gene Ontology annotation, molecular function: protein binding. Bases 1 to 480 code for a protein of 159 amino acids.